GGAAUACGCGCCGGUUUUUAUUUAGACAGUUGUGUUGUUGUGUAAGCCGUACUUCGUGGAGUGAAGUGAGUCAUCUCCCUUGAACAUGUAAUUAAAACUGUUUAUGGUAUUGUUCGAGUAACCAGACAUACAGGAUAUUUACUGGCAGUUUUGCUGAUACAUCAAUUAUCGAGAAGGACAACAGAUGAUGAUAUAAGAUGAAACUGCGAACGACAUUCUCAUUUGGGAAGCACAUGAAGGAGUUGGGCAUCAUGGUGAUUGGUGGUACGCUGGUGUUUGUCGGCUUUGAGACAGUAUCAGGAAAUGAGAAGUUCUAUAGACAAUUGUUGAUGCCAGCUAUGCAUGUCCUGGGUGCUGAGACAGCCCAUAGACUAGCAGUAAAGGCUGUCAAGUACAAGCUGGUGCCCCGACAGUGGAAACCAGACCCACCUUCUCUGAGUACAACUGUAUUUGGCAGAAAGUUUGACAACCCUGUUGGGCUGGCAGCAGGGUUUGACAAAGACGGUGAGGCUGUUGAGGGACUCUUGGCUAUGGGUUUUGGCUUUGUGGAGGUUGGAAGUGUAACACCGCAGCCUCAGCCUGGUAAUCCCCGCCCCCGCGUGUUCCGUCUUCCAGAGGAUAAAGCUGUCAUCAACAGAUAUGGCUUUAACAGUCAGGGGCACGCAGCGGUGAUCCAGAGACGGAUACGGGACAGGGAGAGGCCAGGAGCCACGCAGGGGUUGGUGGGUGUCAAUCUUGGCAAGAAUAAAGAGUCAUCCUCCCCAAUAGGGGACUAUGUGGAGGGGGUGAAACAGUUUGGAGGUGUGUCCGACUACCUUGUCGUGAACGUGUCCAGUCCCAACACACCUGGACUGAGGGACAUGCAGGGCAAGGAGCGACUGGAAAAACUACUGGACCAAGUGGUAGCGGCUAGGGACAGUCUAAAGAAUGACCAGAAACCACCCAUCCUUGUCAAGAUUGCUCCUGACCUCACACAAAAGGACAAGGAGGAUGUGGCAGCAGUAGUGACCAAGCGGGAGGGCUAUAUAGACGGGCUCAUUAUAAGUAACACAACAAUCUCACGGCCAUCCAGUUUACAGAGUGGCCACAAGACAGAGACUGGUGGACUAAGUGGGGCCCCUCUUCGGGCACUGGCUACGGACACCAUAUCAGACAUGUAUAGACUGACCAGGGGUACACUGCCCAUAAUAGGUGUAGGAGGUAUCUCCACUGGUCAAGAUGCUUAUGAAAAAAUCAGAGCCGGAGCUAGUCUUGUACAGUUGUACAGUGCACUAAUAUAUGGCGGACCACCAGUAGUCAAAAAAAUUAAGCGGGAACUUGGACAGAUACUAGAGGCGGACGGCUUCUCAUCUAUUGCAGAAGCUGUUGGUAAAGACCACAAACCAACAUGAUAUUUUAUUUAUUAUGAUGAGGAUUAAAUUGUCCAAGUAAUUAUAUAUAGAUAACCUGAUCAAUAAAAUUGAUUUUCGUCACAUUGAGUAUUGG
Messenger RNA from Mizuhopecten yessoensis (Yesso scallop), 1485 nucleotides. RefSeq names its product dihydroorotate dehydrogenase (quinone), mitochondrial-like. The record is from RefSeq and is a predicted model, not a curated record. Gene Ontology annotation, biological process: 'de novo' pyrimidine nucleobase biosynthetic process; pyrimidine ribonucleotide biosynthetic process. The transcript has 4 exons. Bases 198 to 1391 code for a protein of 397 amino acids. Gene Ontology annotation, cellular component: mitochondrial inner membrane; cytoplasm. Gene Ontology annotation, molecular function: dihydroorotate dehydrogenase activity. NCBI's taxonomy places the organism in Eukaryota, Metazoa, Mollusca, Bivalvia, Pectinida, Pectinidae.